Molecule: messenger RNA, 3877 nt
Organism: Varanus komodoensis (Komodo dragon)
Lineage: Eukaryota; Metazoa; Chordata; Lepidosauria; Squamata; Varanidae
Gene: NR1H3
Product: nuclear receptor subfamily 1 group H member 3
Exons: 10
Coding region: 415-1641 (408 amino acids)
Biological process (GO): negative regulation of inflammatory response; lipid metabolic process; cell differentiation
Molecular function (GO): nuclear receptor activity; RNA polymerase II cis-regulatory region sequence-specific DNA binding; zinc ion binding
Source: RefSeq, a predicted model, not a curated record
AGCAUGCUCAGUCUCACCAUCUGAAGCUACUAAUGUUUAUUUUGCCGUUUCUUAGCUCGGUGUGGCUCGAGCGGGAAUCAUGAGCUGUGUAACGCAGUUAAUGCUGUUUACCGGGAAGUAGCCUUUGCGAAAAUAUGGGGCAGUCCCGAAAUUUUAAAGACUGACUAAAAGUGCGUCGAACUUGGAGAUCUGAUUGAGAUCAUUGCCCGGAUCAUAUCUACAGAAAUCCUCCAGAAUAUCCCUAUUAUCCUAUCAACCUCAACAGAGCAUCAACGUUCUGAAACACUUUGUGGAUCCAGAAGACUUUCUUCUCUGCUUUGCAAGGAGAAUUAUAAAUCCUGGAUAUGUGUGUGCUGAGUUUGGUCACAAUCUUACUUUAGCGAUGAGGAGGUGAGCUCCAGCUGGGCAGCCAUCAUGGGUCCUACACAGCUUGUGAUGCAGAAUCAUGGAAAGAAGACACAUGUCUUUCACAUGGAGGAGAAAGGGUUUGCACUUUUUCAUAGCUCAGAGAUUCCUGCUGAGCAUGUAGAAAAUCCUCCUCUGAAACGGAAGAAGGGCCCUGCCCCCAAGAUGCUUGGAAAUGAGGUGUGCAGCGUAUGUGGGGACAAGGCCUCAGGCUUCCACUACAAUGUCCUGAGUUGUGAGGGCUGCAAAGGCUUUUUCCGACGCAGUGUCAUCAAAGGAGCCCAAUAUGCCUGCAAGAAUGGUGGCAGGUGUGAGAUGGAUAUGUACAUGCGCAGGAAGUGUCAGGAGUGCCGGUUCCGCAAGUGCCUGGAGGCAGGCAUGCGAGAGCACUGUGUUCUUUCCGAAGAGCAGAUACAGCAGAAGAAACUUAAGAAGCAGGAAGAAGAUCAGGCCCGGAUGGUAGUUGUGCACCAGAACUCACCAUCUCCUUUGACCACACCUCCUAAAAUGACACCAGAGCAGCUUGAGAUGAUAGAAAAGCUUGUGGCUGCUCAGCAGCAGUGUAAUCGGCGCUCCUUCACAGACAGACUAAAAGUGACGCCGUGGCCUCAGAUGUCAGAUCCCUUUCAUCGUGAAGCACGGCAGCAGCGCUUUGCUCAUUUCACAGAGCUUGCCAUCAUUUCUGUACAGGAGAUUGUGGACUUUGCAAAGCAGUUGCCAGGUUUCCUGGAACUCACCCGGGAAGACCAGAUUGCACUUCUAAAGACAUCUACAAUAGAGGUGAUGCUUCUGGAGACAUCUCGGCGCUACAAUCCCGAAACAGAAAGCAUCACAUUUUUAAAGGAUUUGAGUUAUAAUCGAGAUGACUUUGCAAAAGCUGGCCUUCAGUUUGAGUUCAUUAAUCCUAUAUUUGGAUUUUCAAAAGGAAUGAAUGAACUGCAGCUCACUGAUGCUGAAUACGCACUUUUAAUAGCUAUCAGCAUUUUUUCUGCAGACCGACCAAAUGUUCAAGACCAGUCCCUGGUGGAAAGGCUGCAGCAUACCUACGUAGAUGCCCUUCAUUCUUACAUUUGUAUACAUAGACCAAACGAUCAUCUAAUGUUCCCACGAAUGUUAAUGAAACUGGUCAGUCUUCGGACUCUAAGUAGUGUUCAUUCUGAACAGGUGUUUGCUCUGCGGCUACAGGACAAGAAGCUGCCACCACUUCUUUCAGAAAUCUGGGAUGUCAAUGAAUGACCCUGAUGUCCCAGGGCACCAAGUUGCUGAAGUAAUCCCACCAUGUACCUUUUACUAACAAGAAGCUGUCCUCCUCUCUUCGCAAAACCGAAGCAGUGCAGAGAGCUAUGGUCAUAUGGUUUCUGUGCUUUGAUGAAGGAAGGCUUAAGGCAAAAGGGAUGGACUAGAUUAUGCUUUAGUCUUUGAUUUAAUGUUUUCCAAAAAUGAACAACAACUGAAACACCUCAAUAUAGCUGAGAUGAAGACCUGCUCUAUCAAUUUCUCAUGUGGCUUUAUUGUUCUAAGCACUUUUCCCAUGUUUAAUUUCAACGGCCCACCAUUCACACACAAGCAGAGGCUUCUCAGGCAUUUCAGAGGCGACCACCUUUGCACAUCUUUUUGUGCAACUUCAUGGGAGUUUCUCUGGACUGAAUGCUCUUAAUAUAUUUUAACGUCUGCAACAGUAGAGAGCUGGCUACAUGGUGGACAGUUGUAGCAUUUCUUUUGUUUCUAGAGGGAUCUUUUCUUUCUGCAAGUCAGAGCCAUAAGAGCUACCUGUAUGAGCCCACAGUUGCACUUUGUUGACAUUUUAGAAAGGCUCAUAUGGAUUGGCAGAGUAGCUGGACCACAGAAGUCCCUUAUGAUUACUCUUCCAUUUUUUUUGCUCCUCCCUCAAGAAAAAUAAUCAUCCUUCAUAUGUACAUCAUAGAUGCACUAGAAAGCUAUGUCCAGUCACCUUUCCCUGCCUUUUGCAGGUGCUCUGAAUGUGAAAGUGUACAACACAUGUAAAUACAGUGUAUAUUCAUGAAGCCUAAUUUUGUGUAUAGAUGCUAAAAAGUUCCACUGAGUCCAGUUGAACUUAUUCUUGACUAAUCAGAGCCUCCUGUUUCAGUCUUGUAGUGUGUAGAGCUGGGCUGAGCUCUUCAGCAUGAGCUGGAGGUCUCCGGACACCUGGUUUGCAGGAAUGAAGACUAUUCCUAGUCAUUGUAUUUGAAAUUAGGGGUGCCCAACAUAUUGUGCUGCCUAAGACAAAGGACAAGAUGGUGCCUCCUCCCAAGUACAUAUGUAAAAGCUGACUGUGAUGGCAGCUAACUCUUACUUCAGCCUUGGCAAUUAGAUAACACCCACCAUCAACACUGACAUGGCAAGCUAAUUUUGGAGUGCCAGAACUGGCUGGGUGGCAUAUGCAGGUCUGAUCUGCCACACAGUAGAAUACUGGGAGGCUGUCUCUGCUGCCCCCCCUAUGCCCAGCAAUGCCUGCUGAGAUGGUCACCUCGCCCUGUCCGGUUCUAGGUGUAUGACCCCACAGUUGGGCUAUGUGUGUGCAUCUUGCUGGAAUACUAGCAUAAACCUUGACAUGAAGAUUGCUGACGUCUCAGUGAGUGGAACUAAACAGUGCACUGAAAUCUGUGUAAUAAAAUCACCCUCCACUCUAAAUGACCCCUUCAAAAGUGUACUUUUGUUGAUCCAAACACCCAGGUAGGGAUUUGUUAUGUGUGUUCACAUGCUUAAUAUUGCUCUCAGAUAUCUUAAGAAAGGAAUACAACUCAGUUUAGAUAUGUGAUUCAAGGAUGUUAAUGUCUGUUAAGAGUUGGGAUGCUCAUCUGUCCUGAGACAUAAGUUUGUGAUCAAUUGUCUCCACUCUGAAUAUGUGGAGUUACUGCCUAGAGUUGGCCCUUUGACUUUAAUAACUGUAAAAAGUUUUAAUAUUUACAGCCUGAUCCUACAGAAUUAAUGAUAGCUAAGCUCACUGAUUUCAGUGGGCUUUUGUAUUUGCAUAUAGGAUUGGGUUGCUAGAGAAAAAAAAAAAUUAAAAAAAUACUCCUCAACCUACAUGUCAGGUUAUUUGAUGCCUGAAUUAAAUCUGAGAUUCCUUGGUACGGUAGUAGUAUGUGAUUCUUUCUUUUUCAGGAUUUCAAUUUGUUUGCCCUGCAAGCAUCCUGAGAGUCUGGGUCCCUGAACCAAUGUGAUUGUUGAUUAUGUAGCAAGUGCCAUACCUAUGGUGUUGGUCUUGUGUCUGUUUUGCACUUGAGCUUGGUCUCUUUCACUGGCCUUUACAAUAUAAACCAUUGGUAACAGUGUGUAGAAUCUUUUUUAUAACUCUUUGCAAUUUCAAAAUUUCUGUAUUUUUAACUAAUCAUUUGCAAAAUGUUAAUGUUUAUGUAAUAGAACAAAUCUAAUAAAGAAUUGUGAUUGUAAUGUGAUGAACCAUUUCCAAUGCAUCAGAAUAAAUACAUGACCUGAAAUUGCUCUUCAA